AUGUCAAACGAAUACUCCUCAUCUAGCGAUGAAGAGAGUUUCCGUGACUCGCAACACCGAUUCCGCAUCCAGCUACCCCAACAUUAUCUAGAUUUGAACAAGGCCCGUAAACAUAAAAGAGACAAUAUCAAAUUGAACAAGGCUACUUCAAAUUUUGCAAAAGUUACAAAGUUGAACCCAAAAAAGAAUGCUAGAUUUGCAGACUCUUACACACCUAAGGAUCUAAGGUUUUCAAUGGGGUCGUCAAGAGCUUCAGAUACCGAGGAUGAUUCAGAUGACACAGAUGAAUUUACACCGGGAAAACAACUGAUGGGGGUAGAAAUCUUGCCCCAUUUCACAUUUGAUCAAGAAAACAUUAAAAAAAACCAACAGAGCAUGCAAGACAGUAGUGAUGAGAGUGAUGAAAUCAGCAAUGAGGAUGAUGGUGAUGAUAAUGAUAAUGAUAACCGAAAAAACACAGAUUUCCAAACGCACACGCAUCCCAACCGGCUUCCUCCUCCUCCUGAACAAGUGUAUCAGACUGAUUCCUCUGACGAUGAAUCAGCCAAGAAUGAACAGUAUGAUGAUGAUGAUGAUCAUCAUCAUCAUCAUCAUGGUCAACAUCAUCAUAACCCUCAGCCUCGCUUUUCUUCUUCUCCUUCGCUGGAGAGGAAUACUUUUCCACGACGAAAAUCAAAAGAAUCGUCUAGCAGCUUACAUGAUGAGACUUUUCCCUCACUCAAUUCUCGUAAAUCAAAUGAAACCAGUGAAAGCAAGAAAAAUGAUAAGGAACUGUCCUCUGGGGGCAUUAAAGGUAUACUUCGGAAAAUGUCACUUGUUGAUAGAUUCCCUUCAGAUGAUAUUCAUCAAGAUAUUGGUCACAGUGAUACAUUUCUUGGUAGGGUCUUCAAUAUUGGUCAUGGUGGAAUCAGCGGUGGAGGUUUGACGCCAGGAGCUUCGCGAGCUUCUGAUGCGUCGUUGGAAGCUAUAGAUGAGGAGAAAAAAGUUGGUUUUGCUGAGAGUGAAAACGAUAGAGAUGCAAUUGAAAUGAAACCAAUUGCAAAUUUCGAGGAUUUGAGCGAGGAAGCUAAGCAAUUGAUUCGUCAGCAUUUACCUGGUCACGUAUUGGAUACAGUUAGUACUAAUUCUGGCACUACUUCUACUACUACUACUACCAAUAAUAACAAUAAUAAUAACAAUAACGGAACAAAUAUCACACCUAGUGGCAGCUCCUUUGAAAAGUUGUUGGAUGAUGAGAAAGGAAACAAGAAAAGUACCCUGGAUGAUAAUGGCAAUAGCGAUAAUGACAACGAUGACGAUGACGAGAAAAAGCGCAAAUCCAAAGAACGUAAAAAAAGACAGAAUUUAUUUUAUGCACCAAACCCCGAUAUAUAUUUGCGUGGAGAAAAAAAUGAAGGGAUCUACAAUGAUGAGGAAGGUAAUUACUGGAAGGAUCUUGAGGGAGAAUACGUGGCAAGACCUAAGCAAGUUCAAGCAGGUGUUUUAUCUUCAUUGUUAAAGUUGUAUCAAAAUCCUCAGGAAACCAAAUCAGCUAGUUCGUUGACCACAUCAGAUAGUCACACUUUGCAUUCGGACGAAAAUAGCUAUGAAGAGGAUAAUAAAAGAGCAACACUGCAUUUGGACAUUACCAAGUUGAAACUGGGUAUCAAGUCAGGACUCAAAUUUGGAAAGAAAAGCAUAGAAGCAGGAGUGAACAGUGGAGUUGUGGACGCUCCCAACGUUUCAAAGAAAAUAUUCCACAAAGCAGCAUCCAAGUUAAAGAGUAAUGAAUAUGCAAAUAAAGGUAUCGAUAAGCCACUACCUAAAGUGGAUGACAGUGAUAUUGACGAUGACGAUAAUCUGGAUGCUCGCGAUUCAACAAAACCAGAUAUACAUAGUCAUUUGCCCUCUUUCCAAAAUGCUAAACCCAAGAUGCCUAAAAAGAUGGAAAAUGCAGGUGGGAAAAUGAAAAAGAAAUUAAGAAAUAAGCAACGUGCCGAAAGAUUAAGAAUAACUGUGCACAUUGCAGAUAUUCUACAAAGCCAACGAUUCAUAAUGAAUAUGUGUCGUGCUUUGAUGUUAUUUGGUGCUCCAACGCAUCGUUUGGAGGAGUACUUGAUAAUGACAAGCCGAGUAUUGGAAAUUGAUGGACAGUUUAUGUAUUUUCCUGGUUGUAUGUUGGUUUCAUUUGGUGAUGCAGCAACACGUACAUCGGAAGUGCAUUUGGUGAGAUGUGCGCAAGGUUUGAAUUUGGGUAAAUUGACAGAUAUGCAUAGAAUUUACAAAGCAGUGAUUCACGAUUUGAUUGGUGUUGAAGAAGCUUCUAAAAAAUUGGAUGACUUGCUAAAAUCGCCAAACAGGUAUUCACCUUGGAUGUGUGUUUUAUUCUAUGGGUUGGGAUCACUUGCAGUGACUCCCUUUGCCUUUCAAGGUGGAUGGAUAGAUUUGCCUAUAUCAUUUGGUCUUGGAUUAUGUGUUGGAUAUUUGCAAUUUUUCCUUAGUUCAAAAUCCAAUUUGUACUCCAAUGUUUUUGAAGUUUCUGCUGCAAUUGUUGUUGCAUUUGUAUCCAGAGGUAUUGGAUCUAUCAGAUCGGGUAAUUUGUUUUGUUUUAGUGCCAUUACGCAGGGCGCCCUAGCAUUAAUCUUACCUGGAUAUAUUAUUUUAUGUGGUUCAUUGGAAUUACAGUCGAGAAACUUGGUUGCUGGAUCAGUUCGUAUGUUUUAUGCAAUCAUAUACUCGUUGUUUCUCGGGUUUGGUAUAACAUUAGGAGCCGCACUAUACGGGUGGGUCGACCAUAAUGCAACGUCACAAAACUCUUGUCUACCAGGCCACACAGUAAAUGAUAAGUUUAGAAUUAUUUUUGUUCCGUUAUUUGCAGUUAUGCUUGCAUUAAUAAACCAAGCAAAGUGGAGACAAUUACCAGUAAUGAUAGUUAUUACCGCGGCAAGUUAUGUGGCAACUUAUUUUGCUGGAAAACAUUUUUCAACCGUUACUGAAUUCACCUCGUGUAUUGGUGCUUUCAUUAUUGGAGUUUUGGGGAAUUUAUACUCAAGAGUAUGGAAAGGUAUGGCCGUUUCAGCAAUGUUACCGGCUAUAUUUGUGCAAGUUCCUUCUGGUAUUGCAUCAAAGGGUUCGUUAAUAUCGGGUCUACAACAAGCGGACAAAAUAAAUAACAGGAAUGGAACCACAACCGAAGUUGAAAAUAAUACGAGUUCAUUGAGUUUUGGUGCUACGAUGGUUGAAGUGUCAAUUGGUAUUAGUGUUGGAUUAUUUGCUGCAGCGCUAGUUGUAUAUCCAUUUGGUAAAAAAAGAACCGGUUUAUCCUCGUCUUCUACUCCCGAUUCAGAUCAGCUACGGAUCUACUCGCUUCUAGCGUAUAAUACAACCUUGUCGUCUGACGAAGAAUGGAACACGGUUGAUUUCCAAGGGACAAAAUGCAUAAUUUCGAGAUUGGUAUUGAAUAAUCAUGUUGAUGAAACAUCUCCCAGUGACAAACAAGGGAUCAAUAUUACUGGGGAGUCUGAAGGUAGUAAUGUGGAAUCCUUGAUUAAAACAGGAAAAGAGGAAGAUGAAGUAGUAAGCGAGCCUAUUGUAUUUUAUGUUGUCCUAUUUUAUGAUACGGGGGGGGAAUCGGAAAAUAAGCAAGACGAAGACGAAAAUGGCGAUAGUAAUCACGAGGUAAAAGAGGGUAAGGAUAAGUAUCUUGCAGAUGCAAUAGCUAAAGUUAAAGUUGAUUGUAUAGUGGAUGCUUUAAGAGAAGGAUUAAAUGGAUAUGGUGAGAAACACUAA
Messenger RNA from Lodderomyces oxycetoniae, 3768 nucleotides. Its product is annotated as pheromone-regulated protein. The record is from RefSeq and is a predicted model, not a curated record. Gene Ontology annotation, molecular function: transmembrane transporter activity. The transcript is spliced from 2 exons. Gene Ontology annotation, biological process: transmembrane transport. The coding region runs from base 1 to 3768 and encodes 1255 amino acids. NCBI's taxonomy places the organism in Eukaryota, Fungi, Ascomycota, Pichiomycetes, Serinales, Debaryomycetaceae.